This is a messenger RNA of Empidonax traillii (willow flycatcher), 2064 nucleotides long. Its product is annotated as receptor-type tyrosine-protein phosphatase N2-like. The coding region runs from base 1 to 2058 and encodes 685 amino acids. The transcript is spliced from 12 exons. Gene Ontology annotation, cellular component: secretory granule. The record is from RefSeq and is a predicted model, not a curated record. NCBI's taxonomy places the organism in Eukaryota, Metazoa, Chordata, Aves, Passeriformes, Tyrannidae.
AUGGAGCCCAUCUUAAAAAUGGGUAGAAAGAAGGACCCUGGGAACUACCAACCUGUUGGCCUCACCUGUGUGCCUGGGAAGAUCAUGGAACAGAUCCUCCCAGCAGAUGUGCUAAGGCACGUGGAGGACAGGGAGGGAGGUGAUUCCAUACAACCAGCACGGCUUCACCAAGGGCAAGUCCUGCCUGACCAACCAAAUGGCCUCUGUGAUGGGGUGACUCCAUCAGUGGACAAGGGAAGGGCUGCAGGCUGCCUGUUUGAAGAUGACCUUUGCAAAUCUUUUGAAAUCUGUGUAAAUGAUGGAAUAUUUGGGAGAUGUCAGCGAGGGCCAGUAAUAGACAUCUAUAAAUAUGACAUUUCACCCCCUGUUCUGCAGCACCUGAGGAUCAUCCUGGAGAAGCUCUCACACAGAGGUUUUACCUGGCGAGAUGAUUAUACACAGCAUGUUAUUGGUCAGGAACUCUCAGCCAUUCACAAAAUCCACAGCAGACGCCCUGAUGUAUUUGCAUCUGAAGGAUCUGACACAGGAAGGAUUUUUGGACAGAAUGCAGAUAAUGAAAGAAAUUAUGAUGGGGAAAAUGAUGUGAACUUGGCCAAGUCUCUUCAGCAAUACCUUAAAUAUCUCGGUAUUCUCUCCCAGUCUGCAGCUACAAAUUUGUAUCCAAGGAAGACAAGUGACAAAGCUUCUGUCAAGAGCUACGUCUACAAUGAUCCUGUCAGGUACUACCCGAGGCGAAACCCCAAAGAGCGAGCUCCUCCUUUGGCCCAUCCAUCAGAACCCCACCAACAGCUCACUGAGAACCUCCGAGGGAGGACCUUCAGCCAGACCCAGGUGGAGAAGUUCUCACCAGAGUCAGAAGUGGGGCUCGACCAAAAAUCCCUGAUGGCUGCACUGCACACCUACAUCACCCAGAACCUGUCAGCACAAAGCAAUGACAAAAGCUCUCGCAGCAGGACUAAAGGGUCUCAGGUUUAUGCUGAUAGAUUCUACUCCAUGCAAGUCAGUCCUUUUGACGGAAACAUUGCCAAAGGAAAAGCAGAGGAUUUUAAAAUGAAGAAGCUGUUCCAGCCAAGACCUUCUUCUGGAGUGCUGAGGCCAACCCCUGAGAUGCUGAGUCAUAAAUCUGCUUCCCAGGAUGAUCGCAAGGACCCUCUGAGUUUAGUGGACGAGACACUUAUUAAAGAUGUACUGAAGGACCUGGAGAAACAUCAGGUGAACGUGGAGAAUCUCAGCUCAACAGAACUGGAUGAGAUCGCCGACACUAUCGCCACUGCAAUUCAAAGUGUUGACAUUCAGGCAGAAACACAAGAUGGUGCUGGAAAAACUAAAGAAGACAAAACAGAAGCACAAACAAAGAAAGGAGAUGCUCAAGGAAAGGCAGAAUUUCAAAUGGGAUUAAUGGAAAACAGUGUUAAUAUACCAGACAAUGGAGCUCAUGAAGCCCGUGCAAGAACUGAAAAAGAGGAGAACACUGCAAAACUAAUUAAAUUCUUGAAUGAGAAUGCUUUACCUGAAAAUACACCCAAAGACCUUGGCCCUGAAGAAUCUACUAAGAUAGAAACCAAGAAAUCUGAAGAAACUGACUCUUCAGAAGAAAUAAAUGCUGGUGUGGAAAAUGUAAAAAGUGAGACUUUCUCAAGGGAGCUGACAACUGCAGAGAAUAGUGAAUCUGACUCCAAAGAGCCGAGUAAGACCAGCUACUGGAUUAAGAAUUCUUUAAUGCAGGAUGGAAACUCCUAUGAAAAGCCUCAGAAAAACACGGGACAAGGCUUACAACUUGAAGUGAAGUCUUCUGAGGAGAAAGAAUACGGCUACAUUGUGACAGUGAAAGACCCCCUGAGUGUGGAAAAGGGCUUGGAGUUAAUAAAGGAAGUGGCAGAUCUCCUGAAGCUGCAGAUGAGUGCCUUCGAUGAUGUCAACGUGCUGGGACCAGCUGUGACCUUCAGAGUGCACUCAAACCUCCAAAACAUUUCAACUGCAGAUGUUGCCAAAGAAGCAGUUAAUUUAUUGGCUCUGAGAGCACUGCAGCUUGGAUUUAAUCUCACCAGACGGUGCUAACUAAAC